This is a messenger RNA of Cicer arietinum (chickpea), 1466 nucleotides long. RefSeq names its product transcription factor bHLH25-like. The record is from RefSeq and is a predicted model, not a curated record. NCBI's taxonomy places the organism in Eukaryota, Viridiplantae, Streptophyta, Magnoliopsida, Fabales, Fabaceae. Gene Ontology annotation, molecular function: protein dimerization activity.
CAUAAUAGGAAACAAAAAUAUAAACACAGGUGUCAAUUAGAACAGUUAUGAUGCAUUUAUAUGCAUCGUCCGUAGUAAUUAAUUCAAUCUUAUUUUCAUCAUUCUUCAAUCUUCUUCUCUCUACUCUUAUCCACAAUACAUAACAUAACCCACUUUCUCCAUGGACCAAUCAUGCCAAAAUUCCCCUCUUCAUUUGGAAGUGUGUGAUUUGGAGAAUAUGGCAGAACAGUGUCAAAAUAGUAUUGAUGAUGAUGAUGAGUUCUUAAGAAACAUAUUCCUUCAACAACCUGAAGAAGCAAAGUCAUCUUCUGAAAGUGAAAAUCAAUUACAAUAUCUGCAACUACAGAACAACAACAAUAGAUCAGAGAAAAGGGUUCACAAUUCAAAGAUGACAACUCCGAGAACAUUCAUAAUCUCUUUUGAUAAAUCCACAAUAAUACCAGCAGCAACAGUAGAAGUUGAAGAAGAACCUAAUAAACGAAUGGAGAGAAGAAGUGGUUCAAAAUUACCUAAUUCGCCUUUGUCAGAAAAUAAAAAAAGUAUGGAUUCAAAAUCAAAAGCAAAUCAAGGAGGAAAGAAAAGCAGAAGCGAUUCUCAGUAUUUGGAUCAUAUUAUAGCAGAGAGAAAACGGAGAUUGGAACUUACACAGAAGUUCAUUGCACUUUCUGCCACCAUACCUGGCUUGAAGAAGACGGACAAGACCACAAUACUUGGCGAAGCAAUCAGUUAUGUGAAAGUACUUAAAGAACGUGUGAGGGAGCUUGAGGAACGAAACAAGAUGAAGACAGAAUCAACAAUAAUCCUGAAUAAGAAUGAUUUUUGUUCAAAUGACACAAAUUUAGAGGAUUGGUGUGAAUUGCUCCCUGAUGUUAAAGUAAGAGUGUUGGAAAAUGAGGUACUUAUUGAGAUCCACUGUGAGAAGCAAAAUGGAAUUGAGAUCAAAAUAUUGGACUUGCUUGAAAAUAAUCUUCAUCUGCUUGUGACUGCCAGCAGUGUAUUGCCUUUUGGUAAUUCAACUCUUGGCAUUACUAUUAUCGCUCAGAUGGGUGUGGCGUACAAAGUGACGGUGAAUGAUCUGGUGAAACCCCUUCGUCAACUGCUUCUGAAUAUCAGAACCAACAAAACUGAUCCGUACUAGUGUAUCAAUUAUUCAUUUUCUUUUUCAAACUUUGAACAUCUAAAUGUUCUCAUCAAAAUCAGAUCGUACAAAUUUGAAGUUCAAUCCAUUUCUUCAACAUUUUCAUAUUCCUUUGGCACAAAGGAUAAACUAAGGUUGGUUUCCCCUUAUUACUGUUGCUUAUUUCCCUAAUGCUCUACAUACAAUGAUGGUGCAGACUCUAUUAACGUGUGCCGCAUGUUUAAUGAUGAAUUGGUGCACCAUCAGUCCCUGACCCUCUUAAUGUGUUAAAAACAAGUGGUUGAUAUGAAUGACUAACGUCUAUGUCACGGUAGAUAUGAAUGAUUAA